GCCGGGCUCCUCCUGGUCAGCUAGCUCCGGGCUGGUUUCCGAACAGCUAGCUAGCCUGGAGACACCCUGGACGGGGCGCACCUGCUGGGCGCGUGGUGUCUGCACCCCAGCAAGCUGGCCAGGGCAAUGUCUCUCCUUUAAAACACGGCGCUUCCCAAGGUAGCUUCGGCUUCUCUUUGCAGCAGCACCGGAACUUUGCCCCCUCUUGGCCGGGAUGAGAUGGUGAUGGGCUAUUACCGGGGGCUCCUGCAUUCGAACGACCAGCUGAGCAUCCUUUGACUCCAGUGCUUCGACCGGCGCUUUGCCCUGGACUCCCGGAUCUGACUCCGCUGCCCUUUCUAGUUCAACAGGUUUCCCAAGCUGAAGCAGGUUUUGGGAGCUGCCGAUAUGGUUGGUCCCAGCUACAAAGGAGCAUUUGCUGCCACUCUGCAGGACAUUCUGGAGUAACUGUGCUUGACUGGACCCACACCCUGUGAACUCUCCAAGGAUGAGAGUCUGUGCUAGGUGGGUGCUGCUGUCACACUGGCUGCUUCUGGCCUAUGUGCUAAUGUGCUGCUGUAAGCUGACGUCUGCCUCAAGCCAGCACCUCCGGGGACACACAGGCCACCACCUAAUCAAGCAGGGUACCUGUGAGGUGGUCGCUGUGCACCGCUGCUGCAAUAAGAACCGCAUAGAGGAACGCUCUCAGACGGUCAAAUGUUCCUGCUUCCCGGGGCAGGUGGCUGGCACGACUCGGGCACAGCCUUCAUGUGUUGAAGCUUCCAUUGUGAUUGAGAAGUGGUGGUGCCACAUGGAUCCUUGCUUAGAAGGAGAGGACUGCAGAGUGCUCCCAGACUCCUCCGGUUGGUCCUGUAGCAGUGGCAAUAAAGUCAAAACCACUAAGGUGACACGGUAGCAGUCGCAGAAGCAUUUUGACCCUGAGGGACAUCAGGAUGCAGAGCCCUGUGUGGAUUACCAGUCUAGUGAGAACUCACGUUGGAGCUCAGAAAUUCACAGCUGCAAUCUGUGCGUCAUGAAAAGUGGCAUUUAUCUGACUGCCCUUGCUUUCUCUGCUUUGUGAUCUGAUUGCACUGAACCUCAACUACAGAUGGCCACUCAGCUGAUAUGUUCUGACCCCAAGAGGAGUACAGCAUGAGCAAUACUAGAGGGAAAGGAACAUCGGAGGUGCCAGAGUGGAGCAGCCCUGGCGGAACCUGGCUGUUCACUUUCUGCCUUUCCCAAGGAAUGUGGACAGGAAGUACAAUGGGACCCCAUCUGUUCCUCUUUCCAAUGUGUCCUUCGGCCACCAUACGGAAGGUGUGAAGGGAGUCUAAAUGACAGAAGAUUUGGCUAACAUAUAUGUGUUCAAGAUUAAAGAACUCAAAUUAUCUCAUGUGGAAAAUUUAUGAACCUUGGAGAAUGGAAGCACUUGUUGGGUUAUUGUAUGUGCAUUUGUAUUUUUUACUUUUGAUAAUUUAACACAGUUACCUUUUUAGUCCAUUCCUGCAUUAGCAGAGACACAGCAGAAACAUUUUAACCUCUGUGCACGGUUGACUGAGUCCUAAGGGAAACAAACUAACACCAGAGAUUUAUAACCAAAGCUUUCUCAUGACAUUCACAAAGGAAAAUAAAUAUGUUGGGGUUUUUAUGACGUGGGUGUAAUCAGAUAGGAAAGCCAUUCAAAAUAUAGGACAAUUUCUGUUUAGAGUAAGGAUGGUUUCUUAGAUCCACUUAAUGCCAAUUAUGUGGAAAUACUUUGGUUAUCUCCUAGAAGUCUUUAAAGGCUAAAUAUUUACAUUACAGAUGAUGCUAGCCUAACAUGAUUCUUUCUAUACCCAUUUGACAGCUUUCUUACUUCUUUAAACAUAAAUAAAACUUCAGUCAUCUUUCCUCUUGUUUCAAUGGUUUUGUAGAUGCUAUCAUAUAUAGAAACAUAAGAAACAAAGACAAGUUGGCACAAUUUUGGAAAGCUAUGUUAUUUGUGUACAUGCUUCUGUAAUAUGGGAUUGAAUGUAUAUACUAAGAGAUGUCAAAAAUAUACCUGCUGUGCCAACUGUCCCUGUCCUUUCACAAUUACAAGGAGAAAUCAAUUCCAUUAUAUUGUCUAUAGUGGUAUCAAUUAUUUGAUUUUGUUCUUGCAGAAGGAAUGGAAAUGGGUGCUACUAUUUAUUGGUUAAACUUUGGUUUGAAUUUGACUUACUGGGUGCCUACCAGAAUAGUAACUCUCAUAUGAAUAAGUAAAAUAUUAUGAUGUUGAUGGCAUAUAAUAUCUUGUGAUUAUUCGGUUUACGACACAAGCUUGCAAGUGUUCUUUUAAACAUAAAUAUAAAAUUGGGUUAACUUU
This is a messenger RNA of Mesocricetus auratus (golden hamster), 2323 nucleotides long. It is a transcript of the gene Tafa4, whose product is annotated as TAFA chemokine like family member 4. Gene Ontology annotation, molecular function: receptor ligand activity. The transcript has 6 exons. Lineage: Eukaryota; Metazoa; Chordata; Mammalia; Rodentia; Cricetidae. The record is from RefSeq and is a predicted model, not a curated record. Gene Ontology annotation, biological process: macrophage chemotaxis; phagocytosis. Bases 488 to 895 code for a protein of 135 amino acids.